Messenger RNA from Emys orbicularis (European pond turtle), 1605 nucleotides. It is a transcript of the gene DNAJB14, whose product is annotated as DnaJ heat shock protein family (Hsp40) member B14. Gene Ontology annotation, biological process: cellular response to misfolded protein. NCBI's taxonomy places the organism in Eukaryota, Metazoa, Chordata, Testudines, Emydidae. The transcript is spliced from 8 exons. Bases 10 to 1152 code for a protein of 380 amino acids. The record is from RefSeq and is a predicted model, not a curated record. Gene Ontology annotation, molecular function: Hsp70 protein binding. Gene Ontology annotation, cellular component: endoplasmic reticulum membrane.
GAGAAGCCCAUGGAGGGGAACCGGGACGAGGCGGAGAAAUGCAUCGAGAUCGCCCGGGAGGCGCUGGAGGCCGCCAACCGCGACCGGGCGCUGCGCUUCCUCCACAAGGCCCAGAAGCUUUACCCGACCGAGACCGCCCGAGUUUUGUUGGAAGCAAUUAUGAAGAAUGGAAGUGCUGCUGGGAGUGCUCCAUACUGCCAAAAGCCAGCAAAUGGCAAUGAUCAAAGUAAGCCCAGUAGUACAAAAGACAGCAAUGCGUCUGCUGCAGGUGAAAGUGGAAAAGGCUACACCAAAGAUCAAGUGGAAGGAGUACUCAGCAUAAAGACAAGUAAAAAUUAUUAUGAAGUACUUGGAGUGUCAAAAGAUGCUGGUGAAGAAGACUUGAAGAAGGCUUACCGAAAGCUUGCUUUGAAAUUUCAUCCAGACAAAAACCAUGCACCUGGAGCAACAGAUGCUUUUAAAAAGAUUGGAAACGCAUAUGCUGUGCUGAGCAAUCCAGAAAAACGAAAGCAAUAUGACCUUACAGGCAGUGAAGAGCAAGCAUGCAAUCACCCUGGCAAUGGUAGAUUUAAUUUCCACAGAGGUUGUGAGGCUGAUAUUACUCCAGAGGAUUUAUUCAAUAUGUUCUUCGGAGGAGCGUUUCCAUCAGGUAGUGUACAUUCAUUUUCUAAUGGUCGAGCUGGCUACAGUCAUCCUAAUCAACACCGUCAUAGUGGACAUGAGAGAGAAGAGGAGAGGGGUGAUGGAGGCUUCUCGAUGUUCAUCCAGCUGAUGCCUAUUAUUGUAUUGAUCCUUGUCUCUUUGUUGAGCCAGUUGAUGGUUUCUAAUCCUCCUUAUGCCUUAUACCCAAGAUCUGGUACAGGGCAGACCAUCAAAAUGAAAACAGAAAACCUGGGUGUCAUUUAUUAUGUCAACAAGGAUUUCAGAAAUGAAUACAAAGGAGUGUCAUUACAGAAGGUGGAAAAGAGUGUGGAAGAGGACUACGUGUCUAACAUUCGAAAUAACUGUUGGAAGGAGAGGCAGCAAAAAACAGAUUUGCUGUACGCAGCAAAAGUGUACCGAGAUGAUCGCCUCCGAAUGAAAGCAGACUCCUUGCCAAUGGACAACUGCAAAGAACUAGAAAGGCUGACCAGUAUCUACCGAGGAGGAUGAACUAGAAUUUUAACUGUGCAUCCUUAAGUACGCUAUUAUAUCUCUCCGGUCAAGUGAGAAGAGAUUUAGUUUCAUCCUGAAAGUUGAAAGGAGGGUGGAUUUAAAACUCUACUGUGUAGCUGUUUCCAGAAUCCUUAUAAUGAAAUAUCACUUAAUGGCUUCUUUACCUACUAUGAAAUAUAGAACAAAGUCAGUUUACAUAUUUUAAUUGUUUAGAUUUUACUUCAAAGGCUUCCGUGAAUUCUUUCAGCAGAGAGAGUAGCUCAGAAAGGAUGCCACACUUGUAGAGACUUAGUCAUAGUGGUUCUCCUCUAACAUAUUUGUCAUGUAAAUAUCUAUGGAAAGAACGCUUUGUGUAUAUACAAGUUAAAUGACUUUCUAUUUAAAAUCUCAGAAAUUUAGAUCCAUAAAAUAUUUUGUUUCACUGAUGAAAUAAAUAGUAUGACUACAUCA